AAUUCUCGCGCGCUCAAUCCACGAGCAACUACCUUGGAUCUGAUUGGCUUCUUCAAACUUAUCUGAAGGACGGUAUAUAGUCAGAUAACUACUUCAUUGUUGUGCAAAUGCAAGCAUGUCCAUUAAAUUCCAAAGAUUUGUUAAAAUUACGAUGUCGAUUUCGUACUGGACAGUAUACUUUGAGUGAUUUAACUGCUGAUUCAACCAUCAAUGAACUACUUCAAACAAUUACUUCACUUGUAGGUGUUACACAAUCUCGUAUAUCACUUUAUUAUGGUUAUCCUCCCCAAAAGUUGGAUUGUAGCAUUUCAAGUCUUAGUAAACAUCUCUGGGAGAUCCCUCUUCGUUCGGGUGACAUGCUUACUGUUGAUGUAACGGAAGAAAAACCAACAAAUGUCAACUCACAAACUGUAAAUCAUCAACCUCAUGAACAUGAAAUAAUCACUAAUGAAAAAUCUGAAUCACAUAUUGUCCGAUUAUCUGCACCAUCUGAUAAUUCUUGUCUAUUUACAAGUGUUCUUUUCUGUAUGAAUAAUGAAGACAAUCAUUUAAAAAUUGGUACAGAAGUUGUAACAAAUAUUGCUGAAGUCAGUAAUUUAAGAGAAUUAAUUUCCGGUAUUGUGUUAAGCGAUCCAGUCAAGUAUUCUGAAGCAUUCCUCGGGAUGUCAAAUGAACAGUAUUCACUUCAAAUUAGACAAUCAGAUAAAUGGGGUGGAGGUAUUGAAGUAUCAAUUUUAUCACAAUUAUAUAAAAUUGAAAUAUGCAUUGUAGAUAUUGAAUCAUGUCGAAUUGAUCGUUUUGGUGAAGAUCAAAAUUAUCCUAAAAGAAUUUUAUUAAUUUAUGAUGGUAUACAUUAUGAUCCAUUAGCACAAGAAUGUCCAAAUCGUAAUUGUUUAAUAACUGUAUUUUCAUCAGAUAAUGAUUCAAUUCUUUUUGAAGCUCAACAAUUAGCAUCAAAAGCUCGUGCUGAAUGGGCAUUCACUGAUCUUUCAUCAUUUACAUUACUUUGUCGACAAUGUGAUGCACCAUUAAUUGGUCAAGAAGCUGCACAAAAACAUGCACAAUUAACAGGUCAUACACAAUUUAGAGAAAUUUUACAUUAAGAAUAUCAAUUUAAUUGAAGUAUAUUCAAUAUAAUUGUUACAUAUCUAGACUGUUGUUUUGUUCUUCUCCCCUUUUCUGGUAGCAUUACAAAUUGAAUGUAAAAUGAAUGAUUUGUUUUGCUCAAUGUAUUCGCUUUAGUUUUCUCUCUGAUUUUUUUGUUGGUAUUAUCAUUAAUAAGUGUUGCUAAUGUUUGUUUUCUUUUUUUUUCUUUUUCUUUUCUUUUCUGUUUUUUUUUAUUUUGUGCAAAAAAAAUUUUUUCCAUUGUACAAAUUGUAGAAACUUAUUACAUUGUAGAAAUGGUAUGAUUUCAAUUGUCUAUCCAUUCAGUGUUUCUAUCUAUCUUUGUUAAUUAAUCUACUUGUAACUCUGACAAUACAAUCAUGGAUGUGAAUGUGUCACAUACACACGCAUGGAUACAUGUGUUUUUUUCUCUUUAGAAUUAUUGGUUACAUUGUGUACAUCUGAAUAAUAUUUGGUUGAGGAUAGACAUUAACAC
This is a messenger RNA of Schistosoma guineensis, 1600 nucleotides long. The record is from the annotation of a GenBank genome assembly. Lineage: Eukaryota; Metazoa; Platyhelminthes; Trematoda; Strigeidida; Schistosomatidae.